Macaca mulatta (Rhesus monkey) is the source of this 2694-nucleotide messenger RNA. The record is from RefSeq and is a predicted model, not a curated record. NCBI's taxonomy places the organism in Eukaryota, Metazoa, Chordata, Mammalia, Primates, Cercopithecidae.
CCUCUGCCCUCUCUGUUGGCUCAUGUUGUCCUCUCAUCCUCAUCAGGAGAAUUAAAAUCAUGUAAAGUUUUGGUGGGGGAACUAGACGGUGAUCUCUGGGACCCAUAGACAGGAAAGUUUGCUUACACCCAGCUGGGGGGAACACUAAUUGUCAUUCCUUUCCCCUCCCGGGGACCUUACAGAGUCCCCUUAUCCUCAGGGUACUGGGGGACAACCAGUGGGUAUAGGGCCAAAUAGCAAUAACCUUGUUACUUGCCAGGAAUUGGGUAAAGAUUUGAUUUAAUGAGCUUGAUUUUGGGAACUAAAAAAUGAAAAAAGGAAAAGCCAUCAUUCUGAAAGGCAACAGGAGAGAAAACUGCUAACAGGAUCUUGAUUGAAUUUCUCCCUCUUAGAGAAUGUUGUACCGAAGACACAAGACCUGAGACUUGUGUUAUUCUAGCAGCUGAACUGACCCCAGCGUCCUCUGAGCGGCCGUGGCGCCGGAAGCACUCUGGCCUACAGAGUUAUGGAUUCAUUAACAGAUCCUACUGUACGCUCUGACAGCUAUGACCACAAUGGUCCACCCACAAAUGAAUUAUCAGGCACGAACCUGGAGGCGCAUAUCAAUGAAAGUCCCGAUCCGAAUGCCCUGGAGGGAGUCAUCAUUGAUAGAAGUCCCAGUGACAGUGCACCCACAAAUGAAUUAUCAGGCACGAACCUGGAGGCGCAUAUCAAUGAAAGUCCCGAUCCGGAUGCCCUGGCGGAAGUCAUCAUUGAGAGAAGCCCCAGUGACAGUGCACCCACAAAUGAAUUAUCAGGCACGAACCUGGAGGCGCAUAUCAAUGAAAGUCCCGAUCCGAAAGCCCUGGUGGGAGUCAUCAUUGAAAGAAGCCCCAGUGACAGUACACAGACAAAUGAAUUUAAAGGAGCAACCAAGGAGACACUUACGAUUGAAACCCCACACAGCAGUGAAUGUAAAGGAGCAGGCCUGUUGUCACCUGUCAGUAAAAGCCCACACAGCAGUGAAUGUAAAGGAGCAGGCCUGUUGUCACCUGUCAGUAAAAGUAUGUUAGAACGACUUUCCAAGUUUGAAGUUGAAGAUGCUGAAAAUGUUGCUUCAUAUGACACCAAGAUUAAGAAAAUUGUGCGUUCAAUUGUAUCAUCCUUUGCAUUUGGAAUAUUUGGAGUCUUCCUGGUCUUACUGGAUGUCACUCUCCUCCUUGCCGACCUAAUUUUCAAUGAUAGCAAACUUUAUAUUCCUUUGGUGUAUCGUUCUAUUUCUCUAGCUAUUGCCUUAUUUUUUCUCAUGGAUGUUCUUCUUCGAGUAUUUGUUGAAGGGAGACAGCACUAUUUUUCUGACUUACUUAACGUUUUAGAUACCGCCAUUAUUGUGACUCCUCUGCUGGUUGAUGUCGUUUACAUUUUUUUUGACAUUAAGUUUCUUAGGAAUAUUCCCAGAUGGAUACAUUUAGUUCGACUUCUACGACUUAUUAUUCUGAUAAGAAUUUUUCAUCUGAUUCAUCAAAAAAGAGAACUUGAAAAGCUGAUGAGAAGGCUGGUUUCAGAAAACAAAAGGCGAUACACAAGGGAUGGAUUUGACCUAGACCUCACUUAUGUUACAGAACGUAUUAUCGCUAUGUCAUUUCCAUCUUCUGGAAGGCAGUCUUUCUAUAGAAAUCCAAUUGAGGAAGUCGUGCGGUUUCUAGAUAAGAAACAUCCAAAUCACUAUCGAGUCUAUAAUCUAUGCAGUGAAAGAGCUUAUGAUCCUAAGUACUUCCAUAAUAGGGUCAGUAGAAUCAUGAUUGAUGAUCAUAAUGUCCCCACUCUACAUGAGAUGGUGGUUUUCACCAAGGAAGUAAAUGAGUGGAUGGCUCAAGAUCCUGCAAACAUCGUAGCAAUUCACUGUAAAGGAGGCAAAGGAAGAACUGGAACUAUGAUUUGUGCCUUCCUUAUUGCCUCCGAAAUAUUUUUAACUGCAGAGGAAAGCCUAUAUUAUUUUGGAGAAAGGCGAACAGAUAAAACCAACAGCAGUAAAUUUCAGGGAGUAGAAACUCCUUCUCAGAAUAGAUAUGUUGGAUAUUUUGCACAAGUGAAACAUCUCUACAACUGGAAUCUCCCCCCGAGACGGAUACUCUUUAUAAAAAGAUUCAUUAUUUAUUCGAUUCGUGGUGUUGGAACAGGCGGUGUAUGUGAUCUAAAAGUCCGAAUAGUAAUGGAGAAAAAAGUUGUCUUUUCCAGUACUUCAUUAGGAAAUUGUUCGAUAUUGCAUGACAUUGAAACAGACAGAGUGUUAAUUGAUGUAUUCAGCGGUCCCCCUCUGUAUGACGACGUGAAGGUACAGUUUUUCUCUUCGAAUCUUCCUAAAUACUAUGACAAUUGUCCGUUUUUCUUCUGGUUCAACACAUCUUUUAUUCAAAGUAACAGGCUUUAUCUACCAAGAAAUGAAUUGGAUAAUCCACAUAAACAAAAAACAUGGAAAAUUUAUCCACCACAAUUUGCAGUGGAGGUACUUUUUGGUGAGAUGACUUACAAUUACGUUGUAGCUGGAUCCGAUUAAGUAUAGUUCCCCCUUCCCCUUCUGGGAAAGAAUUAUGUUCUUUCCAACCCCUGCCACAUGUUCAUAUGUCCUAAAUCUUCCUUGAUGAUAUAUCUGUAUUUAUAUAUGUUUACAUAUGUUCUUGAUAAAUCUAUUAAAUAUAUAGAGAUAAAAUGUCA